AUAUUCUCUCACUACAUAUCUUACUUCGAUCAAUUCCCCCUUGCAACAGAGCCACUAAUAAUAAUACUGUAACAAAAGCACAGAGAGCCAAAUAUGGUUCUUUCUUCAACAAGAAAAGAGAAAAAGCCACCAAUCAUGGCACUCACCUUCUUGUUGAUGCUUCUCCAUGGACACUUCACUACUAUGGCCUCUGCUUCUCGCACUCGUUUGGGAGGCUCAGCGUGCCUCAAGGUUUCACCUUCUGAGUUCGUCGGUGCUGUUAGGGAAGUUAUUGGCCUCUUGGGAGAUGUUGCUUCCAUCUUGUCCAGGUUUAGCGGUGGCUUUGGUAAUUUCCGUCUCGCCAACGCCAUUCUUGACUGUCUUGAUUUGUUGGACAUGUCCUCCGACGAGCUUAACUGGUCUGUCUCCGCUACUCAAAACCCCAAAGGAAAAAACAACAGUACAGGAAACUUAGGAUCCGAUUUGAAGACAUGGCUAAGUGCUGCCCUGGCAAAUCCAGAGACAUGCCUCGAUGGAUUCGAAGGCACAAGCAGUAUCGUGAAAGGAUUAGUCUCCAGCGGCCUUGGACAAGUGACAUCGCUGGUGAAGAAUCUCCUUGCAAAGGUUGAUGUCCCCCACCAUGAUGUCUCCCACAGUGCCGGCGUGGACCAGUUUCCUUCGUGGGUGAAGCCGGGGGAGAGGAAGCUUCUGCAGGCAAAUGGAGUGGCUGCCGAUGCUGUGGUGGCUUUAGAUGGAAGUGGAAAGUUCACAAGGGUGAUGGAUGCGAUUAUGGCUGCGCCGGAUUAUAGCAUGAAGAGGUUUGUGAUUUACGUGAAGAGAGGUGUUUACAAUGAGAACGUGGAGAUUAAGAAGAAGAAGUGGAAUAUCAUGAUGAUCGGAGAUGGUAUCGGUGCCACUGUUAUUACCGGCAACCGGAGUGUUGUUGACGGCUGGACAACUUUCCGAUCUGCCACCUUUGCUGUAAGUGGAAGAGGAUUCAUAGCACGAGACAUUACUUUUCAGAACACAGCAGGACCAGAGAAGCACCAAGCAGUGGCACUAAGAUCCGAUUCCGACCUCUCAGUCUUCUUCCGUUGUGGAAUCUUGGGCUACCAAGACAGCCUCUACACUCACACAAUGCGUCAAUUCUUCAGAGAGUGCACAAUCUCCGGCACAGUCGAUUUCAUCUUUGGCGAUGCAACCGCAGUCUUCCAAAAAUGCAAUGUACUUGUCAAGAAAGGGUUACAGAAUCAAAAGAACACAAUCACCGCACAAGGUAGAAAAGAUCCUAAUGAACCAACAGGAUUCUCGUUACAAUUCUGCAACGUAACUGCUGAUUCUGACCUAGUUUCUUUUGUUAACACCACGGAGACUUUCUUGGGGAGGCCGUGGAAAACGUAUUCAAGAACCAUUUUUAUGCAAAAUUAUAUGAGCGAGAUUAUAAGGCCGCAAGGGUGGUUAGAGUGGAACGGUAACUUUGCGUUGGAUACACUAUAUUAUGCUGAGUAUAUGAAUACUGGUGCCGGUGCAGGUUUAGCUAACAGAGUCAAAUGGCCCGGAUACCAUGUUUUGAAUAGCUCCAGUGAAGCUAGCAAUUUUACUGUCGCACAGUUCAUUCAAGGAAAUUUAUGGUUGCCUUCAACUGGUGUAGCAUUCACAGCUGGAUUAACGCUUUAAAUUAAAAAUUUACUUAAUCAAUAUGGCAAAUAAUCUUGCCAAUCUUGUAUACUAUAUACUAUAUAAAGGAAAAAUGUAUUACCUUCAAGAAGAAAAUGCCGAAGAAUUGCAAUGUUUUGAUCUUCACAGCUUCACUCUAAUUCAUUUGUACUUUGUUAUUAAAGGUGUCUCUGUAUUUUCAGUUUCACGGAUGUGUUUUUUCUUUUCUAUAUCAA
Arachis duranensis is the source of this 1871-nucleotide messenger RNA. Its product is annotated as pectinesterase/pectinesterase inhibitor PPE8B. Lineage: Eukaryota; Viridiplantae; Streptophyta; Magnoliopsida; Fabales; Fabaceae. Bases 94 to 1656 code for a protein of 520 amino acids. The transcript has 3 exons. Gene Ontology annotation, molecular function: pectinesterase inhibitor activity; pectinesterase activity. The record is from RefSeq and is a predicted model, not a curated record. Gene Ontology annotation, biological process: cell wall modification.